CACUGACAGUCAACCUCCCUCCUACCUACCUAACCUAUAAACUGGAGUUUAUUAUUUUCGACAAUGUAUUGAAUUUUAAAUUUCUUAUUAGUACGAAAAUCUAAAUUUAUUGUUCAUUAGGAAAAUGAAUCUGUUACCAAAAAGUCAUAAAGAGUUUAGCGAAAAAGAUUAUUGGAACAAAUUCUUCAAAAAACGAGGAAAUAAAGCCUUUGAAUGGUACGGAGAAUAUCUAGAGCUAUGUUCUCACCUUCACAAAUAUAUAAAACCUAAAGAUUCAGUACUUAUCACUGGUUGCGGUAACUCGAGCUUAAGUGCCGACUUAUACGAUGUCGGGUAUCAGAAUAUCACAAAUAUCGACGUUUCAGAAGUAGUAAUAAGGCAAAUGAACAGCAUAAAUGCUAGUAGAAGUGCUAUGAAGUUUUUAUGCAUGGAUGCUUUGAACAUGAGUUUUAAAAACGAAGAAUUCAAUGUUCUAUUAGACAAAGGUACAUUAGAUGCUCUGAUGCCAGACGAUGGUGAGGAAACCCAGAAGAGUAUAGAUAGAUAUUUCACCGAGAUAAAGCGGGUAUUGAAGCUUGGCGGCCGCUAUGUAUGUGUGACGUUAUUACAGAGUCAUAUAUUGAGCAAAUUGCUGGAGAUUUUUUGUGACAGGUCAUGGAUGCUUAGAGUUGUAAGAUGCCACGAGGCAGAGGAGAAGAACGCUGAGAAUGGUGAUGGGACAACACUGCCUGUGUUUGUUGUUGUUGCCACAAAGUUCAAAGAAUUACCCCAGUUGAUUCUAGAAGUGUGCAUGGCUGGAGACAAGAUGUUGAGGUUAAGCAAACCAGAAGAGGUCACCGAGUAUGUGAAGUCUGCGCAAGACGCUGCCUUUGUAACUAGUGGCUUGGCUAAAACUAGUCUAGACGAGAAUGAUGAGGUAUCACUGGACCUGUACCGGCCCGGAGAGUCCAGUCCCCGCUACACACUGUACGUGGUGGAUCAGAAACGAACACAGGCAGUGAACAAAUAUGCCGUGUUCAUUGUACCGCAGGGCAGGGAAACCGAGUGGUUAUUCGGCACAGCCGCGGGCCGCCGGCAGCUGCAGGACUCCGCCCGGUUCGGCCGGCUCGUGGUGGCCGUGCUGCGCAGGGGUCACAAGUUCGAAUCCCUUGACGCCGUCAAAGAGGAGCUCGCUCAGUCCGCGAAGAUGCUGAUACCGUACGGGUUCGUGGGACAGAUUCCGUUCGUCUCCCUGGGCAGCGACGUCGGGCGCCGGGUGAAGGUCUACGAAGGCACUUCGCCGAUCUCCGGAGACUUCGUUGUGGAGGACGUUGACGUGGAGGGCGCCACUUACCGCCGGCUCGUCUUCCUCGACAACCAGUUUCUGGUGCAGUCCGAGGCUAGGCUCAAGACUGUAAAAAGGAAGAACAAAACACGCCUAGUGGUGGACGUCGGGCACAUAUCUCAGUACCACUCGCUGAUGUGCGUGGGCGUGCAGCUGUCACUGUCCGGCCGCGGCGGCGGACGCGCGGCCGUGCUCGGGCUCGGCGGCGGCGGGCUCUGCAUGUUCCUCAGGGGCUGCUGCCAGGGGGCGCAGAUUACGGCGGUGGAUCUAGACCCGGCCAUGUUGGACGUGGCUCGGGACCACUUCGAGCUGAGAUUGGACGAUAAGCUCCAGGUGGAGAUCAAAGAUGGUGUGGACUUCUUGAGGGAGGAAGCUGCCAGUGGUCACACGUACGACUCAGUGAUGUUUGAUAUGGACAGCAAAGACAGAUCGCUGGGGCUCUCGUGUCCGCCUAAACAGUUUCUUGACAACCAGGUGCUGGACGACGUCAAGGCCAUACUCACAGACGACGGCCACUUCAUCCUAAACCUGGUUUGUCGCGACCCAGCUCUGCAAACUUCCAUAAUCCAGACGGUGAAACAGCAUUUCAAACAUCUAGCAACCGUCAAAUUGUACGAAGAAGUCAACGAGAUCGUAUUCGCUACUAACAGUAAGAAACCUUACAAGAUGGACGAUUUGGAAGACGCAGCGAAAAAAUUGAAUGCUUCAGCGAGGGAAAAUAAAUUAGUUCCUGUGAAAUGCGUAGAUUUGAAGGACUUUAUGCAGUCUGUGACUAUUGUUACGUAGGUUUAAAGUUUUAUUGUAAAAAAUGUAUAUAUUUUGAAACUGUUUAACGUUGAAAUUAUAAAGGCCGGUGGAGACCGUAUGCGUAACGUAACUUGUAUGGGAUUGUAACGCAUGCGUGCACGCGUAUGCUACGCAGUCAAAUAAUUCUAUACAAUAUACGCAUUCGGUCUAAACUGGAUUUAACAUAUUGUAAGGUCCGCCUUUUAAAACUAAAUAAAAGUUACAUAUAAAUUA
Molecule: messenger RNA, 2344 nt
Organism: Plodia interpunctella (Indianmeal moth)
Lineage: Eukaryota; Metazoa; Arthropoda; Insecta; Lepidoptera; Pyralidae
Exons: 10
Coding region: 125-2110 (661 amino acids)
Source: RefSeq, a predicted model, not a curated record